Molecule: messenger RNA, 1469 nt
Organism: Aspergillus wentii DTO 134E9
Lineage: Eukaryota; Fungi; Ascomycota; Eurotiomycetes; Eurotiales; Aspergillaceae
Gene: rmt2
Product: protein-arginine N5-methyltransferase
Exons: 2
Coding region: 118-1389 (423 amino acids)
Biological process (GO): peptidyl-arginine methylation
Cellular component (GO): cytoplasm; nucleus
Molecular function (GO): protein arginine N5-methyltransferase activity
Source: RefSeq, a predicted model, not a curated record
GGCUUUUGGUGUCUGUUACAUUCUCUUAUUAAUUGAAAAUAAAAGUCAACCAUUUUUCCUUUCAAGGGCCCGUCAAUUGCCAAUAUUUAUCUGUGACGGCUACUAAUUUUCAGUAGAAUGGCAGACCCAAACACCGAAAUUGACGUCGAUCUCGACGUCCAAGAAAUCCUUCUCACAGCCUCUCAGCACGACAUCCCCAAACUGCGCCGACUCGUGCGGGCAACCGAAAAGUUCGCCAACCCUGCCAAUGUCAAGGAUUCCGAAACCGGCUACACACCCCUACACUCAGCCAUUGCGGCCUGUGAACCCGAACAGCCCGAGGAGGGUGCGAAUGGGGAGACGAACGGUGUCCACCCCGACAGUGAGCACGAAAAGGUUCUGCAAUCGGGUGCGGAGACAGUGCGCUUCUUGCUCCAGGAAGGUGCCAUUUGGAAUGACUUGGAUUUGAAUGAUGAAACACCCGGGUGCUUGGCAAGACGCUUCGGUCUGAAGGAGAUCUAUGAGAUGAUUGUCGAUGCCGGAGUCAGGGCGGAAUUGCUGUUGGGCCGACUGGAUGGUUAUGAAGCUCUUUCUGGGGAUGAGGAUGAGGAUGAGGAGAUGGGCGAGGAAAAGGAACAGGAACAGGAAGGAAAUGACAGUGAACAAGAGGAGCAAUCGGCUCCCCAGCUUGUUGAAGCUACCGCAUCGACCGAGGCCGCCACAACAACAGAGACCCCAGCAGCAGAGCCCGAUGUCAGCAGCUCCCGUUACUUGGACUCAUCUUUAACUUUCCAAAAUGACCGGCUAUUGGACCAAGACCAGAAUGGCGUUAUGAUGGCCUGGGAAUCGGACAUCAUGGCCAAGUCUGCCAAAAAGCUGCUCCCCACCACUGGACUGCGUGUGUUGAACAUCGGACAUGGAAUGGGAAUCGUAGACCGUUUCUUCCAGGAGCAGUCGCCUGCCUCGCACCACAUCGUCGAGGCACACCCGGCUGUCGUGCAGGAGAUGAAGAAACAAGGCUGGCAUGAAAAGCCGGGAGUGCAGAUCCACGAGGGCAGGUGGCAGGAUAUCCUCCCCGCACUGGUGGGACAGGGCGAAACAUUUGACGCCAUCUACUAUGAUACAUUUGCCGAGUCAUACGAAGACUUCCGCGAGUUCUUUAGUGAGCAAGUCAUCGGUCUGCUGGACCCUGCAGGCAAAUGGGGCUUCUUCAAUGGAAUGGGAGCGGACCGACAGAUCAGCUACGAUGUCUACCAGAAGGUAGCGGAGAUGGAUCUGUUCGAGGCUGGAUUUGAUGUUGAAUGGGAGGAGAUCAAGGUCCCUACACUGGAAGGCGAAUGGAGUGGAGUCCGUCGCCCAUACUGGGUGGUUGAUGACUAUCGCCUGCCCUUGUGUAAAUACAUGGAUUAAUAGACAUGCGCAAAGGGAAUUUCUUUUUUUUUAAAAAAAAAAGGGGGGGAACAGGAUUCAUUUUUUGGACAAUACUACUA